AUGGCCACCCUCAUCGCACUCACGGUGUUGUGGACCCUGGUGGUCCAGGUCUCUGCCAAAUUUGUAGUAAAACCUAGCUCUCUGCUGCCGAUUCCCAACAAGCCUCGGGUGUUUAUUCUGUCGGAUAUCUCGAACGAGCCCGAUGAUCAAGAGUCAUUGACGCGGUACUUGCUUUACGCCAACCAGUUCCAGACUGAGGGUAUCUGCGCGGUGACGUCGACAUGGCUCACAGACGAAGUUCACACCGAGGAUAUGCUGUCUGUCGUCAAUGCCUAUGGGAAUGUCACGGAUAACCUUAACCGUCACGCUCCGGCAGACUCGCCUUAUCCCACGGGCGACCACAUUCGCAGCUUGCUGCGAAAGGGUGCCGAGACCUAUGGAAUGAAGGCCGUUGGAAAAGACGUUCCUCUCAGUGACGGAGGCAAGCUCCUGCUCGAACGCCUUCAAGACGACUCUGACCAGCCCCUCUGGGUGCUGGGCUGGGGCGGCGUGAAUGUCCUCGCGCAGGUCCUGUACAAGGUCCACGAAACGCACUCCGAGACCGACGCAGCAGCAUUGCGAGCCAAGCUUCGCGUGUAUGCCGUCUCCGACCAGGAUGAUUCCGGCCCCUGGAUCCGCCAGCAAUACCCGGAUAUCUUCUACAUCUCCUCGACACAUGGUUGGAACCAGUAUGGACUGGCAGCAUGGACUGGCAUCUCGGGCGAAAACUAUUAUUGUGAGGAUGUGGGUGGUCCUGACUCGACCAAGGUCUCUCACAAAUGGCUGCGCGAUAAUAUCCAGAUUGGACCGUAUGGCAAAAUUGCGUAUCCCAGUUUCAAAUACAUCAUGGAGGGAGAUACCCCGACAUUCCUGUACCUCAUCCAAAACGGCCUUGGUGUGCCUGAGCAGCCGGACUAUGGUUCGUGGGGAGGCCGUUAUUCCAAGGUGAUCCCGUCCACUGAGUUGAACUUCAACCACUACAGCGACGCUGCGGAUCGUGUGAAGGGUCAGAACAACGAAACUUUCAUCUCCAGCCGAGCAACCAUCUGGCGCUGGCGCGAGGCCUACCAGAAUGAUUUCGCCGCACGCAUGCAAUGGUCUCUUCCCGCUAAUGCCAGUCGGGCGAAUCACCACCCCAUCAUCUCCAUCAAUGGCAGUGAGGAACUGGCACCGUUGAACAUGACCGUACAAGCCGGGUCGACUGUGACAGUGAAUGCCGCUGGGACUACAGAUCCGGAUGGAGAUCGCCUUUCUUUCCGCUGGUUCCAGUAUGAGGAGCCGGGCUCUAGUGACUGGAAUGUUGCUGGCCAAGUGCCUGUGUUGAAUGUCAGUCUUUCGCAGAGUGGUCGAAUGGCGCAGGUGCAGAUUCCAGAAGAGAAGGAGAGUUGCAAUGGCAAGGGCUUCAAUCCUUCGGGAUGCUGGUUGCUCCAUCUGAUUCUGGAGGUCACGGACAAUGGCUACCAUCCAUUGACGAGCUACCGUCGGGUGCUUCUGCAGACGAUGAACUCGACACAGACCGUGUCUUAA
Messenger RNA from Penicillium argentinense, 1506 nucleotides. RefSeq names its product DUF1593 domain-containing protein. The coding region runs from base 1 to 1506 and encodes 501 amino acids. The transcript is spliced from 2 exons. Gene Ontology annotation, molecular function: hydrolase activity, hydrolyzing N-glycosyl compounds. NCBI's taxonomy places the organism in Eukaryota, Fungi, Ascomycota, Eurotiomycetes, Eurotiales, Aspergillaceae. The record is from RefSeq and is a predicted model, not a curated record.